Suillus paluster is the source of this 1311-nucleotide messenger RNA. RefSeq lists its product as uncharacterized. The record is from RefSeq and is a predicted model, not a curated record. NCBI's taxonomy places the organism in Eukaryota, Fungi, Basidiomycota, Agaricomycetes, Boletales, Suillaceae. Bases 215 to 1129 code for a protein of 304 amino acids. The transcript has 4 exons.
AGCUAUGAACCUAGGACUCAAUAUGGGUGCGGCUGGACUCUGAUUCUAGAACCAUUUAUGCGCCUUCUCCUCGCUCUGAUAGCUGGCGAAAAUAAGGCGGAUUGAAUUUUGAUUUGAAGGUAUCAGAGUUUUCUAUCUCGCGUGCCGGAACUCGGUCGCCCCUGUAUAAAAAGCGGUAGAGUGGCAUUUACCUAUUCGUCAGGCUCAAGCUAACAUGCCGAUCCUUACGAUCCCAAAACUUGCAGAGUCGCUCUUCCUGCAACCCAUUAUGAUAGCGACGAACAGCUUAGUCCAGACAUUCCUUCUGUCCUUUCUCAUGUCUGCCAAUGGACAGCUCGACUGGAGGCCGAUAACCAUCUGUGUGACGUCGGAUAUUCUUGCCAUUGGCAUUGACCAUCUUAAGGACCAAGAGGACGAAUUUUCAUCUCAUCACAAGGACGCAAACGACCGAUACCUCACCUCUUUGUUUGCAUGUGCACGAACCUUCCUUGCCUUCAGUGCUGUGGUUCUUGGGCUGACACUAUUGCUAUGCUCAAUGUGGACGCUCCUCGCCACGGCAGCGUUCGUGGUUCCUGCUUUGCUCUGGACUACUCAGAUCAACCUCGAGAAGUUUAAACUGAUUUUGAAUGAAGACAAGCAUCAGCCUCCUACACCCGCGUCCCCUCUUGUUAUCAAACGCAUCCCUGGCAUGAAAGCAAUUUUUAAUGGUAUCAUUCGAGGAUGUGGCACCUACAUCGUUGUCCAGACCGUGUUGUCCGGAUCAGGAAAUCUGAAUAGCGCACUACCGUCCCCAUGGACUAAUUCUCAACUGAUAGUCUGGUCGACCGUGAACCGCGCAUGUCAUGCAGUUAUGACUGACGUCCGUGAUUUCGAAGACGACCUGAAGACCGGCGUCCCUACCAUACCCAUCCUUAUCGGAUCCGUCGUCAAGACGAAGCUCGUAUUGACGGCCUGUCACAUGCUUGUCAUGUUGUCUUUCAUCGAAAAUCCAUACAUUAUGUCGAGCUGCCUAUGGGCCACAGCUCUGGUGUGGACGCUGGGUGUACACUCGUCCAAAAAGGCUUUUUGGUGGAGCACUCAUUCGCGGUCCCCCUCCAUUAUCUGGUACUUCUUGAUGAGGUGUACUUAGCCCCUCCAUAAGGAAAAGUACGCGAACACAUGCCAGUGUACAUUUGUGGUCUUCCCGUCAGCUUUAUUUUGAAUCAUAGUUUAUUGCCCAUUGGGGCGAAGUCCUUCAUAUAUGUUAGACAGUAGAUGCGGUGUUUACGGUGUGUCUAGUGUAAAUAUAAAUAUAUGGUACCCUGGAUCUUU